Messenger RNA from Capronia coronata CBS 617.96, 1674 nucleotides. RefSeq lists its product as uncharacterized. The transcript has 4 exons. Gene Ontology annotation, cellular component: membrane. Gene Ontology annotation, biological process: transmembrane transport. Gene Ontology annotation, molecular function: transmembrane transporter activity. NCBI's taxonomy places the organism in Eukaryota, Fungi, Ascomycota, Eurotiomycetes, Chaetothyriales, Herpotrichiellaceae. The record is from RefSeq and is a predicted model, not a curated record. Bases 1 to 1674 code for a protein of 557 amino acids.
AUGGCUACUCGCCGCCUUUCGUCGCUGGUCCAUGGCUCCAUCAACCAGGACUAUGACGCGUCUUUGGGCAACGAGGCUCAAUUGGCCAAAUUGGGAUAUGAACAGGAACUCAAACGCUCCUUCGGUCUUCUGGGCAUGGUCGGCUUCAGCUUCUCCAUCGUCACCUGCUGGACCGCCCUGGGCGGCACGCUGACCGUGGGCAUCACCGCCGGCGGGCCGCCCGUCAUGGUCUGGUCGUGGGUCGGCAUCUGUCUGCUGUCCCUGUGCGUCGCCUACUCGUUUGCCGAAAUGUGUUCCGCCUGGCCCACUGCUGGAGGGCAGUAUUCUUGGGUCGCCAUCCUCGCUCCGCCGAAGUAUGCUCGUGGCAGUGCCUGGGUGACGGGGUGGUUUAUGUGUACCGGCAUUGUUGCUAUGGGGGCGGUCAACAAUUUUAUCUGCUCCAAUUUCAUCCUCGGCAUGGCCAAUCUCAAUAACCCAGGCUACACCAUCGAGCGUUGGCACGAUGUGCUGGUCACUUAUCUGCUCGCCAUCUGCGCCGCUCUCGUCAACAUCUUCCUCUCCCGCUGGCUGAACCAGAUCUCGAUGUUCGCCGUGGUCUGGAACCUUGUGAGCUUCUUCGUCGUCAUCAUCACCAUCCUCGCCUGCAACGACCACAAGCAGUCCGGCAGCUUUGUCUUCUCCGAUUUCCAGAAUGAUACUGGUUUCUCGUCGGGCGGCAUGGCUGUCAUGAUUGGUCUAUUGCAGACUCUGUUCGGCAUGGCGUGCUAUGAUGCGCCGGCUCACAUGAGCGAGGAACUCAGGGAACCUGCAAAACAAGCUCCCCAAGCCAUAGUUAUGUCCGUCUGGCUCGGAGCGGUGACGGGGUUUGUAUUCCUGAUUUCGGCGUUUUUCUGCAUCGGCGACAUUCAAGCCACAGCAGACACACCGACAGGUGUGCCCCUGAUCCAGAUCAUGUACGACAGCACGGGCAGCAUCGGCGGGGCGACGGCGCUGUCGUGCCUGAUCACGGUGAUUGUGCUGAUCGCCUCCAACAGCCUGAUGGCCGAGGGCGGCCGCGCGCUGUGGGCGUUCGCGCGCGACCACGGCCUGCCGUUCUCGGGCGUCUUGAAACAAGUCAACAAGCGGUCCCAGGUGCCCGUCUACUCGAUCCUGCUGUGCAUGGUGAUCCAGAUGGGCCUGAACAGCAUCUACUACGCCAGCUACGAGGGCUUCAGCACCGUCGUCUCCAUCGCCACCUUCGGCUUCUACCUGUCCUAUGCCAUGCCGCUGCUGGCGCGGCUGUGGAGCUUCUUCGCCGGAUACGAGCACGCCAAACGCAUCCCCGGCGCCUACAACAUGGGCAAGUGGAGUCCUGUGCUCAACGCCCUCGGACUGGCUUUUCUGAUCUUUGGCGGUAUCGACUUCAACUUCCCCCAGGAGGGGCCUGUCGAUGCAGAUAACAUGAAUUACUGCAGUGCCGCGUUUGGCAUCAUCGGUUUGAUCAGCCUCGUCACCUGGGUCUUUGAUGGGAGGAAGAAUUUCACGGGACCCAAGACCGCCGGCACGAUGGUCAGUGGCCUCGAGACUAAUGGUCAUGAGGUGCUUGAGAAGGAGGAUGGACUGCUGGGCGUUGAUGGCACGGGAAGCGCGGCCGCGAAGGAAAAGGCGGCCCAGAAUGCUGACAAGAUGGCUUGA